Cyphomyrmex costatus is the source of this 1596-nucleotide messenger RNA. Its product is annotated as odorant receptor 13a-like. Gene Ontology annotation, molecular function: odorant binding; olfactory receptor activity. The record is from RefSeq and is a predicted model, not a curated record. The transcript is spliced from 8 exons. Bases 13 to 1596 code for a protein of 527 amino acids. Gene Ontology annotation, biological process: detection of chemical stimulus involved in sensory perception of smell; sensory perception of smell. Lineage: Eukaryota; Metazoa; Arthropoda; Insecta; Hymenoptera; Formicidae. Gene Ontology annotation, cellular component: plasma membrane.
GUCUUGUCACAAAUGAUGUCUGCUAAUACAAUUACCCGAUCGAUCGAGAUCGGACUUCGGAUCGUCGGCAUCUGGCCAGGCGCGACCUAUGCGAUCGUCAGUCGAUUUUUCUGGACCACGACGAUGAUAGCCGCACAGAUCUUUCAAUAUCGCCACAUGGCGAUGCAUCUUAAUUCCGAAGACAUCUCGCAGCUGAUGGAUGGUCUAAGCGCGACGCUGUCAUAUAGUUUGUUAUGUGUCAAGUUGAUUGUUUUCUGGACAAAGCAACGAAUAUUCGAGGACGUGUUAGCGAGCAUCGCGACGGACUGGAAGGAAUGCGGGGAUGCGUUGUACAGCAUGAAUAACGUGGCUAAUCUCUCGCAUCGUUUCUCCAAUUUGAUCAUCGGCUUGCACUCAACGGCCGUGCUGUUUUAUGGCAUUGGCGUCGUCGCCCUGCGCAGCGACGAUGUCGUCGACGCUGCCGAUCGUGAACUUUUUCUCAAAAUGGAGUUACCCUUCGAGAGUGGCACGUCGCCAAUUUACGAGGUCGUCAUGACCACGCAAUUCCUGCAUCAAAUGACGGCCGCCACCGUGAUCGGCGUGCUCAGCGCAUUGCUCGUUACACUGGUGCUUCAUGUAGGUGGUCAAAUAGACAUUUUGCGUGAAAAAUUAUUGGACAUUUUACCAAAGGAAAAGACAUCAUCUGUCUCCAUGAUUACGAUAAGCUCCAUAAUUCGAAAACACCAGAACAUCAUUGUUUUCACCGGAAAAAUUGAGGAUCUAUACUCAUACAUUGCGCUAGCCCAAUUCAUAUCAAACACCAUCGUUAUAUGUUGCUUGGGCUUUAUCAUCGUAAACUCGAUCGGCGCCAAUGAAGGUUCCUCUAUGUUAGUGAGAUCCCUUUUAUUUUACGUCGUCAUUAAUUUAGAAGCGUUUAUCUUUUGUUUUGCUGGCGAAUACUUAAGUAUCAAGAGCAAGAUGAUCGGCGACGCGGCGUAUGAGUCUCUAUGGUAUGAUUUGACUCCCAGCGAAAAUCGAAUCCUUCUAUUCCUGAUAAUGAGGUCACAAAAACAACUGACUAUCACCGUCGGCAAGUUCAUGAAUCUCUCUUUACAACAGUUCGCGAACGUAAGUUUUACAUCAUUAAAUCAUCAGCGUCAUAUGUGUCUGUGUUACACGCGUUGUAAAGAUGUAAUUAUAACGGAGGCAGCGCGAUUUUCCGGGGAAAGCUGCGCCAGUGGUGGCAGUUACGGUGGCGGCGGCGACGAUGGUGAUGGUAGUGGCGGUGGUGGCGGCGGCGGCGACGACGGUGGUGGUGGUGGUGGUGACGGUGGUGGAAGCGGCGACGACGACUUCCCCGGGCCGAGCGAAUUGGUUUCCAUGGAAACCAUCCCGAAGCCAAUCCGGGGUGCAUUCGUCGAAUGCUUGGCUGCACCUCGCCAAUUUCGACAUGAUUUACAUUCGAAUCGCGAGCAAUUCGACCUCGGCUACGAAGUGCACUUAUUAAGUGUAAGCACCGGCUGUGAAAGAGACUUUAGUCCCCACGUUAAACGCGAUGAUAACGAAACUUGGACAUCUUCGGUCGUUCGAGCAGCCACCAAGGGUCAGGGUAGUUAA